AUGGCGGACGAGGCAGGGAGCGUUGGUGACACAUGUAUAAAGGAAAAAAAAGAAGAUCUAAAGGAAGAUAACUGCAAUGGAGAAUUGGAUAAGGAGGAAGAAGGCACAAAAAGUGUAAUAGCUUCAAAGUGUACAAAUAUCAAUGUUUCUCAAUCAUCUAAUAGUUUUCGCCUUAAGUCAAGUAAAUUAGAUUCUAGUAUAGGAGACGUAUGUUCAACCCCUAGCAAACCAUUUAUAUUGAAUCCUCCACGGCUAUCGAAUCAUUCAUUACAUCCAGGAAAGGAUGGAAAAGAUGAACCAAAGUUUGGAGAGUCUUUAUUUUCAACUCCUAAAAGUAAUCAGGACAGUAAGAUAGUUACACCUUUAACUAAGACAAGCUUGUCAUUUCUACCUCUUGGAAGUGAAAAUACUACAACUCCUUCCCAGUCUACUUCAUUUUCCGCAACAUCGUCUCCCUCUCUUGGAUUUGUAUUUGGUCAAAACAUCCAUGAAAAAGUUGAAGCAGCAGUGCCAAUAGAAAGCGCAACGCCUUCUACUGACAAGCCAUCAUCUUCCGAACAGCAAAUAACUACCAAUGGAACAUCUUCUGAAAUGCUCUUUUCUGCAAGGGUCACCAAGGAAAAUGCUGAUAAAGCUGCGGAAACUUCAAAAAGCUUAAGUGAAGCAGCAAGGGAAUAUGAAGAAGCUCGAGCACAAAAAAGGAGAUAUGAGGAAGUACCUGUUUUAACAGGUGAAGAAGAGGAAGCAAAUGUCUUACAGAUUAAUUGUAAGCUGUUUUCUUGGAGCAGUUGUAGUUGGACGGAGCGUGGUAGAGGUACUUUAAGAGUAAAUGAUUUACCCACAUCUCCAGGAAGUCAUCGGCUUAUAGUGAGGACUACUGGAAGUUUAAGAGUUGUGUUAAACACCAAGAUUUGGGCAGGAAUGACUGUUGAUAGAGCCAGUGUAAAAAGUAUGAGGAUAACAGCAAUGGAUAGUAAUGGUGUCCUUAAAGUGUUUUUAGUAAUGGCCAGUCCAAAAGAAAUGGACCAACUCCAAAAAUGUUUAGAAUGGCGAGUAAGUAAUUUGAAAAAAAGUGAAGAAGGACCUCCCAAAAAACUAAAACCUGAUGACAGCUAG
Nezara viridula (southern green stink bug) is the source of this 1116-nucleotide messenger RNA. Lineage: Eukaryota; Metazoa; Arthropoda; Insecta; Hemiptera; Pentatomidae. The record is from the annotation of a GenBank genome assembly.